AUGUCGGAAAGAGACGAAACAGUCUCGGUCUCAGCCUCACAAAAGUCUUCUCACACCCAAUCAGUCAAAGAAGAUAUCGUCAAAGAAGGUCUUGCACCCGAACAUCUCGAGUCUCUCUACACCGAUCUUCCUUCCGAUGCGACCGCUCUCAAAGCCAUCGUCGGCACAAUGCGUCUCGAACUCUCCAAGAAGGACACGGCCAUCUCUAAGCUGAAGGAAGAGAUUGACGAAGUGAAAGCCUCUCAUUCCGUCGUGCUCCAACGUUCUGCAGAGUGGCAAGAUGAGCUUGAAACCCUACGACUCCGAGUUCCGCAGCUGGAGGAAGAAUUGCGCAACGAAAAGCAAGCACGUGAAGCCGAAUCAGAUCGUGUCAAGGAUUUGAGGAUCAGAGCCGAGGAGAGUAGACGUGCGAUUAUGAGGUUACAGGGUGAGCAGUCGGAUGCGAGAGCGAAAGCGAAAGUGGACAACAGAAGGAGUUGGGUUCCUGCUGCCACGAAUCCACCGGCUGUGCGGGAUGAGCAGGAGGAGGCCCAGCUGAAAAAGUCGAAGCGGGCUAGUUUGGCGUUUGGACCGAAUGCGUUGAAUAUCAACACUCUGGCAAACAGACCUGGUAGCAGUCAUGGCUUUGGACAUAGGAGAACCGCGAGUGGUGGAAGGAGUGUUUCGGGCGCUUCUGGUGCCAGUAAGGGGGAUGGUGAGGCGGACGAGGAGCCAUUGAGUCCCACUUUUGCAAAUGGGUUGAGGGGUUUGAGGUUGUCAGGUACAGCAGGGAUGAACGGGACAAUGUCAUCGGCUUCGUCUUUGCUCACACCCAAUGCUGCAGUGGGAGGAGCUGGGGACGAUAACGGCUCGGCACCCAACUCGAGGAGAAACUCGUUUAGGAGCGAUGCAGGCAAGUCGCCUAGGCUGGGUCUGAACGAUCUGCCCCUGCAAGAUGGUGCGGAUCUUUCGUCUUCCCUAGGCGCCCGUCUCUCGGUGCCUUCAGCAGCAAGUGGAGGCACAAGCGGACAACGCAACUCCCUCCUCAGCUCGCCUGCUCUCUCCCAAAGUGGUGCAGCUGGCUCCGUCGGCGUCGGCUCUCCCAUCAUCGAAGACAACGAAGAAGAGGAGUCUCAUAAUUCCACUUCCAAAGCACUCCCCAACCUCCCCACGCGCGAAUCCUCCAUCCAUUCGCUCCAAUCGCACGACCGCGAACUGCGCGCCAAAGAAGUCGAGAUCGAGCGUCUCACACGCGAAAUGACCGAAAUGCGUCUAUCGAUGGAAGAAGCCCUGGAGGCCCGCAAAGCCAGCGAAGCAUGUCUCAAGGCACUCCGUGAUUUCAUUGCUCAUCAUGACGAGGAAGCGGAUGCGGAAGUGCAGAUGGGCGAUGAUGCCGAUAGAAUCGUGCAGAGAGCUAGUUUCGGUGCGGGAUUGUUGAAGGGGGUGAAGCUACCACCGCUGCCAACGGAUGAUAUGGAUGAGAAUGAGGAAGCGGCACAUGUCAAGGCGAGUAGCUUGAGUCAGCAGAAGCAAGCGGUGGGGAUGGGAGGAUGGGGGGUGAAAUUGCCUACGCUGAUGAGGAAAGCUACUUCGAGCACAACGUCGAAUGGUCCAACUCCUUCGGAUGAGAGAUCAGGGAUGUCGCCUAGUUCAGAAGGCGAGGGUGGGUUGGGAAGUGAUUCUGCUGCGCCUGCUCCACCAGCCAAGUCGAUCGCAUCUGGGUUCGCCGGUUUCAGUAACCUAUUGGCUAGAUCUACUGCUACAACACCAAACGACCAGAACCUGUCCUCAUCCACCAACACCACUCCAGCAAGCGAAUCUGCAUCCGCAACAUCACCCCAGCUAGCCGCAGAAGACGCAGCAGGAAGCGCAUUCAAACCAUUCGGCUGGUUCAAACGCUCUUCUGUCCUCGGUCAUCCCAACGCCUCCUCCGCUUCCCCGUCCGCCGCCGCUGCAGCUGGGCCGCAAGAAACAAUCCAAGAAAAAGUCCUCUCCCCACCCUUCCGCUCCUUGGAUCACGACCAACUCUCCAUCUCUCGUCAAUCGGUCAUCCUCCCCCCUCCCUCUCCCUUUGCAGAGUACGCGAACGAUACAACACCCACAACCUCCACCUCCGCUUCGUCUAUCCGGCCUCCCAGCGGCAGCGGUUCGAACGGAGCCCUAGCCAUGGCUGCUCGCAUGGCCGACGAAGAAAAUGCAAAAAAGGUAGCCGAGAGUGUCAAGAGCAAGGAUCUGGAAAUGUCACACAGAGCACAAAGAGCGGCAGAGAAGACGGGAAGUGUGGAACAUUUGACCGACGUCUUACCUUUGUUUGAUUAG
Molecule: messenger RNA, 2298 nt
Organism: Ustilago hordei
Lineage: Eukaryota; Fungi; Basidiomycota; Ustilaginomycetes; Ustilaginales; Ustilaginaceae
Exons: 1
Coding region: 1-2298 (765 amino acids)
Source: RefSeq, a predicted model, not a curated record